GUUCCUUCUAACACUACUUCUGUAUAUUAAACUCCACAUGUUAAACGUUUGAACUGCACAGUCUUCUGUAGAUCAAUUAUGGUUUUUAUUAAUAUUCCCUCAGGAAGUCAAGAGAACAAGAACAAUUCUGUUGAUUUCGUCUGCAUUGAACGAGUUUAAACGAGGGUGGAGGCUGGAUUAUAAAGGAUCAGUGAUGGUUCGCUUAAACGGGAAGCCAUGUUGUUCUUGCGAAGGCAUUUAUGAACGGAUAUGUUGAGUUACUAUUGGUUUUAAGCUAUACGGAAAUCGCAAAAAUGUCUCUCUAUGGAGAUGCAGAUACUGAAAUCCCUCUGUGUCCAUCACGUUUCCAUGUUAAGCUACAGAAUGGCUGUAAGGAAAUACGCUUGCUGAUCGCUUAUCGUGGUAAUUGGUCGGUACUAAGUAUUCUCUAUCCGGAGCCAUGUUGAGGGCGUUAUGUGUAAAUGACACUCUUUUUCUACGAAUUGGCAACUGUUUUAUUCAUUAAAUACAGUACAAAGCGGUAAAGCGUAUAACUCGUGCUCCGCCUGUCAUGGCGAAGCACCCAAUAUUUGUGUGGUCAGUACGACGAAACCUCAACCAACCUCAACGCUUGUAGAAGACAAAAAUUCAAACCUUUUUCGCAUUUUUGCGCAAGGUACGGAUGAACGUUGAGUCUAAAGUUCUUUUCUACUCAGGGUUUUAAUUUUAUUCGGUCGGUUAAGCCACAUUUUUCCUGUGAAGCAGGUUCUUCCUUUUCAACCUUCCUAUUGCCAUUCAGACGAGCAUUUGCCGUAAGGGCGGCUUGGAGUAUUUAUUUAAAACGGAACUUGGUGUCUUGGUGUUAUAAUCUUUGCAUUCUUGUUCGGGUUCUCUAUUUUUAAGAGUCGUCAUAAGGUCAAAUAUUUCGGCUGACAGCAAACGAAUUCUAGAGUUUAUUUGGGUCACGGGACAAGAAACAAACGAAACGAGAGUGUUCGUUUAACUUGCAUUUGUUUCGAUUUAUUGUUUUUGAAGCGAAACCGUUCGUCCAAAUCGUUUAUUGUGCUUUGGCAGUACAUCGGAGCAGUCAAUCUGCACAGUCGCUAUUACCUUCUUCUGCAUCUCUUUUGUUGCUUGUAUGCCAUUUAGGGCCAUUAUUCAUUCGUUGUAUCACAAAAGCGCAUUGAUAAGCAUUACUUUGCUCUCUUGCUCAAUUAAGCCAACUUACCUGUUUUCGCACUUUCGUUCAGCAUUUUCCUACACAUAGAGUGGCUACGGUCUGUAACAGAUAUCUGGCUUUUCUUAUAUCACCUUUUAGGUCAAAACGAACACAGUUCAGCACUUCUUUGGCUUUUCGAGACGUUCAAAAAACUACGUUUCGGACAUAUCCACGGUCUACGUUAAUUCCUAUUAUUACAUAUCUCCCCUAUGAACCAUUACGCUUACCCAGAAACGCCAGGCAAGCGAUUUCGCCCUUCCCUGCCCGGGACAAUGUCCAAGCAAACGAGUCCUGUGGACAAACCAGUGAAAAGGCGAACUAAAACUGGCUGUUUCACUUGCCGCCGGCGUCGUAUUAAAUGUGAUGAGGCUAAACCUUAUUGCAUGAAUUGUACGAAAUCGAACAGGAAAUGUGAAGGCUACGCUGUUCCUGUGCCAUCGGCAGCGCAUCCUCUCGGAAACGGUUCUCCACCAGAUCCUACGGCGGCGAAUGCUGCAGUGGGACAUCCGGUGGCUAUAGCGGGAAGCAUUGUACCCCCAAUGCCUUCGCCUUCUGCUGGCGAUAAUCCCGGAGGUGUACCGGGACUCAUGCCAAACGAAUUACCCCAGCUGAAUCACCCGCAAGCCGCAAAUCCUAUGGCACAGCGCCAGGGAAUGAAGCCAAUGGCCCAUCCUCUAGGACUUGGUCCCCUUUCCGCGCAUCUGUCAAACCCGAAUGCUCACACGAUCAAUCCUAAUCCCCUUGUUGGAGCAACAGCGGAACAGGGUGUUUUAAAUCCUAUGGGUUCGUCAAGUUUCACAUUGCCGAUGGUGCCCCCGUAUUAUGCUUUUAAUGGCGUUUCUUCUAGUUUUUCGAGUUACUCCUUUUGUGAUUUUUCUCCUUUUUAUUUUUACGACGUUGUACCUUCUCUUUGGGCAUUUGAUUUUGACCACGACGUUGCCUUGCAACUCUGGUCGGUUGUAAUUCCUCAAUUGGCUCGAUCGGUAUCGGCUGUCGCUUAUUCGUUAAUGGCAUUUACAUCAAUUAAGCGCCUUGAUGUAUACAACGCUUACACUUGCAUGGUGCAGGCGCUUCGUGCUCCUCAACCGGAUCCUGGUUCGCUCGAGUCGAAAAUUAUUUAUUCUUUUUUGGCCGUUACCCAACUGCAUUUACCUGGUUGUGAUAUUACAUUUAUCAAUAAUGCUAUACGCAAAAUUCUCUGGUCAACAGAAGUCAAGAUUGAUUACCUGAACACUUUGUUGGCCAUGGUGACUCGGGAACUUGUGUUUGCGGUUUUGCAGCGUCGUUACGUUCCAAAUUUUGACGGUAUGCCCCUGGCCGCUAUGAACAUUGUUCGUAGUCAUGCGUCGAUUUCCGAUUCUCUCUUCAAUAUUGCACUCAAAAUAGUGUCACAACCCAUGGUGCCCUUGGAACAACAUAGAGAGAAAAUCAUCGAAUGGCGCGAUCGGUAUCAUGUCAACUUAUACUCUAAUGCAGCGACUCCCUUGGCCAAAGUUCUAGAUUGUGUGGGUCAUGCUGUCACUAAGAAUGACAGCGACUUACUGCAUGGUCUUCAGCAACUUAUGUCGGAUGAUUGCUCAAAUGUUGCCGUUGUUCAUUCAGCAUAUACCUGUGUCUUGUCAUUGCAGAACGUUUUUCCACCUAAUUCGCCGGCGGUCCGAACCCAAUCAGAGAUUGAAUCGUUCUUUGGCAAGCGACUGCUCGUUCAUUUGUUCGAAUGCAGUGGUACAGAACGCAUGUUUAACAGCGUAAAUAAAAGCAACGAGGCGGUUAUCCGAAAAUGGGACGGCGAAAAUGUACAGUAAAAAUAAUGAUUAUCCAAUCUGCCUAAAGCAGUUGGAUAUACCAAACUCUCACAUUGGUUAGAAUGCAUCAUUUCCAUCAUUUUAUUAUUAAAUAAGUUUCUGCUUCUCUUCUAACAUGUUAAUGGUGCAAGGAUGAAUGAACGGUGAUUGUAUUUAGUGAGCUGUCUUUAUAAUAAUCUAAUCAUGCGUUGUUUGCGUCCUGCGUUCGCGUCGUCAUCAUUAAA
This is a messenger RNA of Schizosaccharomyces japonicus yFS275, 3227 nucleotides long. Its product is annotated as transcription factor Moc3. Bases 1408 to 3003 code for a protein of 531 amino acids. Gene Ontology annotation, biological process: DNA-templated transcription; positive regulation of conjugation with cellular fusion; regulation of DNA-templated transcription. NCBI's taxonomy places the organism in Eukaryota, Fungi, Ascomycota, Schizosaccharomycetes, Schizosaccharomycetales, Schizosaccharomycetaceae. The transcript has a single exon. The record is from RefSeq and is a predicted model, not a curated record. Gene Ontology annotation, cellular component: nucleus. Gene Ontology annotation, molecular function: DNA binding; zinc ion binding; DNA-binding transcription factor activity, RNA polymerase II-specific.